UCUUCGUUUUGUAUUGAAGCUCUCUGCACUUGAAAUGAGGGGUUCCAACACUUAGCUAAUCGACUUGGGUCCCAUUUCAAACUCUCAUUCAUUCAUUCAUCAUCAUAACAAGUCAUUCUCCAAAAGGCCCUUUAUUCAUAUCACCAUCCCUUUUUCCCAUACAUGAAGAAUUAAUGGAUGGUUAAUGGAGCAUGAAAGUAAUAAACCGCUCAAGCCAUAGAGCUCCAUAUCAAAUCAUAUCCCUCUUUCUAUAUAGUUCUACUCCUCUCCAUUACUAACCUAGCUAGAGAGACAUAUAUAUAUAUAUAGUAUUCUAGACCCAACCAAAAGCAAAACAAUAGUGUGUGUUGGGUCAUGGUUGAGAGGUCUAUUUUCUGUCCAUAAAUACCCAUCUGCUGAACCAAACUCUUUCCACUUCUGCAAACUCUAGUUCUUGUUGCUCAACCAAAACAAAGAACCAAAAGAGAGACUCAACUCUACAAAUAAGAACUAAGAUAUUCAAUUUGGGGUAGUUUUUACCAUUUUGAUCAUCUUUGCAAAUUAUCAUGGAGUUCCCAAAACAAAUUACACCAGCUGAUGAUCCUGAGAGCUCUUCCCAAAAGAAAUUGGGAAGAGGGAAAAUCGAGAUCAAGAGGAUCGAAAACACUACCAAUCGACAAGUCACAUUCUGCAAGCGCCGCAACGGUUUGCUUAAGAAAGCAUAUGAACUAUCUGUUCUUUGUGAUGCUGAAGUUGCUCUUAUUGUUUUCUCUACCCGGGGGCGCCUCUAUGAAUAUGCUAACAACAGUGUUAGAGCAACAAUCGAAAGGUACAAGAAAGCAUGUGAUUCUUCAAACACUGGAUCUGUAACUGAGACUAAUGUUCAGUUUUAUCAGCAAGAAGCCUCCAAACUAAGAAGACAGAUAAGAGAAAUUCAGAAUUCAAACAGGCACAUACUAGGUGAAGCUCUUAGCACUUUGAACGUCAAGGAACUCAAGAACCUAGAAGGAAGAUUGGAGAAAGGAAUCAGCAGAAUAAGAUCCAAAAAGGUACUGAGUGAACUUUCCUUUUGUAACUGGAACAAAUUUAAAUUUAAGUAUAUCACAUCUCAUUGGUUUGUAAUCAGAAUCUCAACUGACAUUUUCCAAUAUAUAUGUUCCCAGAAUGAAAUGCUGUUUGCUGAAAUCGAAUAUAUGCAAAAGAGGGAGAUCGAGCUGCAAAAUCAUAACAAUUUUCUGAGAGCAAAGAUUGCUGAAAAUGACAGGGCACAACAGCAGCAAGCAAAUAUGAUGCCAGGAACAUCAUCUGCGUAUGAUCAAUCAAUGCCUCCUCCUCAAUCAUACGAUAGGAGCUUUCUCCCUGUAAUCCUUGAGUCCAAUCACCACUACAAUCGCCAAGGGCAGAACCAGACACCUCUCCAACUUGUGUAA
Rosa rugosa (rugosa rose) is the source of this 1409-nucleotide messenger RNA. Its product is annotated as agamous-like MADS-box protein MADS1. The transcript is spliced from 7 exons. Bases 546 to 1409 code for a protein of 287 amino acids. Gene Ontology annotation, cellular component: nucleus. Gene Ontology annotation, molecular function: DNA-binding transcription factor activity, RNA polymerase II-specific; RNA polymerase II cis-regulatory region sequence-specific DNA binding; protein dimerization activity. Gene Ontology annotation, biological process: positive regulation of transcription by RNA polymerase II. Lineage: Eukaryota; Viridiplantae; Streptophyta; Magnoliopsida; Rosales; Rosaceae. The record is from RefSeq and is a predicted model, not a curated record.